AUGCUGUACGUGGAUGGAAUGAACGGAAUCGUCGCCCAUAACGCGACCAUCCAGUGGCUGUACGAGCUGUUGGACUCACCGCUGUACGACGAAAAGGAGCGCAAGGAGAUGAGCCCCUACAGGCAGGAAUGGUUCCGCUUGGUCGUGAAAACGGCUCUGAAGCUGCUCCUCGUCUUCAUCGAGUACAACGACAACAAUUCACUGCUCGUGCUCGCGGCUGUUUCGGCUGUUGAUAAGGCUGCAAACCGUUCUGAUUGGACCCUGUUGGUGAAGGCGGUCAGCGAAAAAGACUGCCCGGAUCCGGAAACGCUCGUCAUCGGCAUGACGGUCAUUAACAAGGCUCUUCACGGAAUCCCCGAUCGGGAUACUUUCUACGACUGCACAGACACGUUGGAGGAGCUCGGUAUGGACAAAGUGAUGAAGCAAUUGACCGCUACCAAUAACAAGGAGCUGAUCGAGCAGUGCAGGCUGUAUGAGAGGGAACUGAACCAGGAAGACGCCGCCGAAGAGGGUAGCAGUGAUGCCAGCGAUGAUGGCACGGCGAGAUUACGACCUGCCGUUGUCUCCAGAGCUUCCUCAAAUUCCUCGCAAGAUCGUCGUUCAUUAAUGCGGAGACGGCAUCAGGAGUCCCUGCAACGCCAGGAAGAGCACCUCUCUGUCACCCAGAAUCGCCAGAUUUUCGAAAAGCCGAAUGCCAGACCCGUCUCGCCAGAACCACCAAGGCAGCCCCUGGCUUCUUCCUGGAGGACCGAGCAGUCAAAGACGCCAGAACCGAAUAAUAACCAUACGCCGGCCCCGAUCAUCUCCACGUCGCCCGACCUUUCGAAGGAGCGCAAGAUCCCCGAACCGAUUAAGCUCAUCGAGAAUCAGGAGAACGAGGUCCCAGAUGAGGUGGCGGAGGACGAGAAGCCGGUCAAAGCCCCGCCGCCCUCCUUCCCGACGUUGUUCUCCCCCACGGAGAGCAAACAUAUGGACUUCCCGGAGCCGUCCACCUCCACAGCCACGCCGGCUACUAAUUACGGAGGUUCCGGCAUUAAUGGCUACCAGCGCGACAUCCACAGCCCGCCCCCUCGAGCACAGAUCGAGAAAGACGAUGGCGAGGGCUCUGAUUCCGGAACCACCAAUUGUUUUGCGGCUUUGUUACAAAAAAGAGCAGCCAAGGCAGCUGAAGGGAAUCGAGCUGCUUUUGAGCCGAAGAUGAAUGAGGGGGAGAUGCAGUGGAAUAGGGCUGCCGAAUCCCUCAAGUCCAAACCAUUGAUCAUCAACGACCUCGACUUCUCCGAGUUCCACGCCGACGAGUACGAGCAGGACCCGUUGGUGAUGGCCCGGCAAACGAUACAACAAGAGAAAAUCGCAGCCGGUGGAGGCUUCAUCCCACCUCCACCCGGAAGUAUCCCACUACCGCCUCGGUGUAGACUGCAUUGGAAAGCUGCGCAAGCUGAGGCUCCGCCAGUGCCGACCUUGAAGAAUAAGGGUACCUUCUGGAAACAGCUCGACCUCCCGGCAAUCGACGCCAGCAAGUUGGCGCAGCUUUUCGAGGCCAAGGCGAAGGAUAGUGGCGUGAAGAAGACAAGCGGUGACGUGAAGCCUCAAGUCCUCCAAGUGCUCUCUCUGAAGCGAUCCCAGACGAUCAACAUCGGAUUGACAAAAUUGCCACCGGUCAAUGUGAUCCCAACAGCCAUCAUGAAAUUCGAUGCCCUCGUCCUGAACAAAGAAAUGAUCGAAAAAAUCCUGCGUGAAAUGAUGCCCUCCACGAAGGAAAUUGAGGAGAUUGAGAACAAGCAGGCCGAAAACCCGGAUAUGCCAUUGGGGAAUGCUGAACAAUUCCUACUAAAAAUCGCCUCAAUCCCAUGCCUCCUGGAGAGACUGAAGCUAUGGAUCUUCACUCUCGACUACAAAAAUGCAGAGAAAGACCUCGCUGAGGCAUUGAUGGACAUGCAGAGGGCGAUGGACGAAAUGGAAAAGUCGAAGACGUUCAGUGUCGCGAUGGGAAUGUUGUUGAAGAUCGGGAACACGUUGAACGGGACUGAUAUCAAGGGCUUCUACCUGGACUACUUGGCGAAGGCGUCGGAGGUGAAGGAUCCGGUCUACAAGCAUCCCUUGACGUGGCAUCUCGCUGAAUACAUGAUCGAGCACUUCCCAGAGGGGACCGACUUGUAUUCAGAAUUCGGAGCUGUCGCGAGGAGUGCUAGGGUCGACUACAAGGAGCUCCUCGAAGGUCUGAAGAAGCUGGAGCACGACUGCAAGGUCUCCUGGGAGUACUUGGCCAAGAUCUCGAAGAACGACCAAUCGAGCAUGAAGCAGAAGAUCAACGACUACCUCACCGACGUUGCACAGAGGAUUCAUCAGCUGAAGGCUAUCUGGAGAUUGUCGCAGAAUAGGUGGCAUGCCUUCCUAUUCUACUUCGGCUACUCGGUCCAAGAGAUCCCCGACAUGAAGCAGAACGAGGUGUUCAAGAUGGUCACCGAAUUCGCGCUGGAAUACCGUACCACCCGGGACAAGAUCCUGCAGCAGCGGAAACGGAUGGCCGAGAAACGGGAGAGGAAUAAGACACGCGGAAAGAUCUGGGUCGAUGGAGCUGGCGCAGAGGGGCCGGCAAGCGGAAGUACGACGGUGAAAUCAAGGAGGCCACCAAGUGACAUGAGCGUCGAGCAGCGCCAAGAUGAGCUCUCAAAGAUGUUGACCAGCCUUGCCGAUGCCGCCACAACCGGAAAUGGUACCCUAAGAAGAGUACGCGCCGCUCCGGACCGUGAUUUUGCCCGACAUGUCGUUGGCCAGAGAGAGGCAAUGCGCAAAGAUCCGAAUUCACCCCUGGAUGGUGGGGAUGAUUUGGAGAAUGCGUUAUUGGACGGUCUGGUUCGAGCAGCCACCGGUCUCACAUCAGCUGAACCCAGGGAACGACGCCGAGCACGACAGCUCAACCGGAAAUCUUUACGCCGUACGAGGACGCUGAAGCUUGGCGAUGAAGCGUACGCGUCGCUGGAGGAAGCGCUCAAGAGUUACGGG
Mesorhabditis spiculigera is the source of this 3006-nucleotide messenger RNA. Lineage: Eukaryota; Metazoa; Nematoda; Chromadorea; Rhabditida; Rhabditidae. The record is from the annotation of a GenBank genome assembly.